This is a messenger RNA of Phytophthora nicotianae INRA-310, 1569 nucleotides long. RefSeq lists its product as hypothetical. The transcript has 4 exons. NCBI's taxonomy places the organism in Eukaryota, Oomycota, Peronosporomycetes, Peronosporales, Peronosporaceae. The coding region runs from base 1 to 1569 and encodes 522 amino acids. Gene Ontology annotation, molecular function: zinc ion binding. The record is from RefSeq and is a predicted model, not a curated record.
AUGUCGGUUACAGACCCGAGAGAUUCUUACAUGGACGAAAUGAUCGUUCUCGACACCUUCACGGUGUCUGGCGAAGAAGAUGAAGGGACAUCUUUCGGGGUUAUUGUCAGUUCUCGACAAGUCUUCCCUAACAUCGCGAAUUCAGUGCGAGCUCAGGGAAAUGAGCUUGUAUGUGCCACUGAUGGUACAUACAAGCUUCAUUUCGGUGGUUGGACUGUUGUGGAUUGUGGAUCCACUGCUGUGACAUGGUCUCGCGGGAAGGGUGUGCAUUGGUUUUUCCCUUGGGUGUAUAUGUUUGCUCGAAGUGAAUCGACGGCUGUAUAUGCUCGGAUGUUCCAGAUCGUUCGCGAAAAAGCCAUGGCAUUCCUCGACAUUGAAGUCAAUGUUGAAUUCGGCAGUCUCGACCACAGCGACGUUAUUGCGUCUGCUUUCCAGUCAACCUGGCCGACUAUUACUGUCGAUGCUGAUCUGUUCGCGGAGAUGAUCAAGCCGGACGUGUAUCUACUCAAAUCGUCUCGUACUCAUGCUCAAUUUCUAAAGCUUGCGGUGGUGGUCAUCGAAACUUGGAUAGCACGUGGAGAGGAUGCCAACGCUCAGCGGUUCAAAGAUAUUUAUCUAACGGAGAGGUGGAAUCGUUGGCACAUCAACGGAGCUGCUGUAGGCGGUAUCACUCCGAGCCAGCAAGGCAUUGAAUCACACCACUGUGUGAUUAAAAAGACAUGCGUCCCUAGCUCACGAGCAUCUACUACCGGCGUAUUAAACGGCAUCUUACCCCACAUCUUGAAGGCCGGUGGAGAGAACCUGUGCCCUAAUUUGGGUACGCUUUACUGCGAAGGGCCUCUUCCCCCUGAGAUGCUAGCCAAAGCUGCAGCACAUCGACAGCACGCAAUUACAAGAAGCCAAGGGUUGUUAGGUACUGAUAUUGAUCAAGCGUGUGCUGUAAAAUUUCUGCAUUCUCUGAAGGGAAGAUUAUCGAGAGGGAUCAAGGCAAAUGAAGUGAAAUUCGAGUUACUCUCUCUACACAGAGUGUUGAUCAUGGCUCAAACACUCUCACCUAGAUUCGAACUAGCUCCGAUUUGGCGUGAUCACAUCAUACAGCAAAUUCGACAGUUCCUCCACUGCACGUGUGAAUCCUUCGUGCGUUCAGGUUGGAUUUGUUCACAUGCAAUUGCUACGCUAUCACUUCUCGGUCUACUUGGUGUAGACGCUGCUAUGGCCAGUGUACCAGUGAGGCGGACCCCUGGCCGACCUCGAGCUCGAAGACUAGCACUUACCGAAGAAUCCACCCAAGAUGAAUUCUACGAUGUAGACCAGCUACUUCGGCUAUUUAUCGACAACCUUGGCAGCCACUGCGCUGGAAGACAGCGUGUACAAGUGGUCCGUUCGAUUCGGGGACGGAUCUUUGAGAGACUACGCGGCCGAACAGCUGGCUCGAGCUGUGAACAUGGCUCACCAUCUCCAAAUUCGAGUUUCAAACUAGAGCACACACUACACACGUACAUUUACAUGCAUAUCUACAUCAACAAAUUAGAGGCAGACGUAGUGAGUGCUUCGGACACUGCGAACUAG